Ceratitis capitata (Mediterranean fruit fly) is the source of this 537-nucleotide messenger RNA. Its product is annotated as integumentary mucin C.1. The transcript has a single exon. Bases 1 to 537 code for a protein of 178 amino acids. Gene Ontology annotation, cellular component: extracellular region. Gene Ontology annotation, molecular function: chitin binding. Lineage: Eukaryota; Metazoa; Arthropoda; Insecta; Diptera; Tephritidae. The record is from RefSeq and is a predicted model, not a curated record.
AUGCUAUAUUCACUUUCUUUGGUGCAUACGAAACGUAUAAGUCAUUGUGGCACACAGGCAGGGGAGUACAUAACCAAUCCGGAAGCAACUUGUCGCACACUAUAUCCGACCAUUUACUGUAACGGUGAUGGAUCGGCUUACUGUACUGAGAUGGAGUGCUUAGAAGAGUAUGAAUGUGCAAGCGCUGAGAGUCCAGCGACGGUAGCUACAACGACAACAACACCAGCACCGCCAACGAGAGCCACAACUCCCACCCCAUCCACAACUGCUGAGUCAACAACAACUUCAUUAUCUCCUACAACUGCAUCAUCAACAACGACCGCUCAAGUCACAAGUAUUCCAACUUCAGCAGUGAUGCGUGCACAGUGUAAACUCGGUGUAAUUUUACGUGAACCUUAUCGUGGUAAUUGCCGUUACUAUUAUGCUUGCAACAAUGGCUAUUUCCAAAUUCAAGAUUGCGGGUUUUUCCGAGUCUUCGAUGUCAUCGAUAAAAUAUGUAAAAUGCAAGGAGAAGCAAAGUGUUGGAGAGAUAUGUAA